Molecule: messenger RNA, 1617 nt
Organism: Pistacia vera
Lineage: Eukaryota; Viridiplantae; Streptophyta; Magnoliopsida; Sapindales; Anacardiaceae
Product: WRKY transcription factor 22-like
Exons: 3
Coding region: 222-1274 (350 amino acids)
Biological process (GO): regulation of DNA-templated transcription
Cellular component (GO): nucleus
Molecular function (GO): DNA-binding transcription factor activity; transcription cis-regulatory region binding
Source: RefSeq, a predicted model, not a curated record
AUUUCUCUCUCUCUCUCUCUCUCUCUAUAUACAUCUUUAUAUAUAUAAUUGUUUUUCCACUUAUUGCACCACUCUUGUCUUGCCUCUUCCUCUCUCCCUCUCAAAAGUCAGCGCCUUCUUUUGUCUGUGUGUCUUUUCUCUUUCUCUUUUCUCUAAACAGUAGCAGCAGAGAAGCCAGGUACAGAUUCACAGACCUUUGUCUCUAAAAGAUUUUAGAAGCCAUGGAGGUAGACUGGGAUCUGCAUGCGGUGGUCAGAGGCUGCAACACCACCUCCACCGCUACCACCACCGUCACUAAUUCACCUACUACAUCUUUCAAGGAUGUUUUUGAUUCUCAAUCUUGGUUUUCUUCUUUCACUACUUGUGAACAAGUUGCUCCUCUUUUUUCUUUGGUUGACCCUUUUGAAGCAAGAAAUGCCAUCGAAGAGUUGCAUGACCUUUACAAGCCAUUCUUUCCUAAAUCUAAUCCUAUUUCACCAAAAAGUAAUAUGGUUAGCAAACCCAUAUCUUCUCUUUCCGCUAUGAAUUCUUCAAGGGACCGAACACACUUCAAACAACUACAACAACAGCCUAAGCAGUCUCAUGCUCCCUCUGUAGCCACUUCUUCUACUGCAAAUUCUCAUACUCCUCGAUCCAAAAGAAGAAAGAAUCAACAGAAGAGGGUUUGCCAAGUUCCAGAAGAGGGUCUUUCUUCAGACGUUUGGGCUUGGAGAAAAUAUGGCCAGAAACCCAUCAAAGGCUCUCCUUAUCCAAGGGGUUAUUACAGAUGUAGCAGUUCAAAGGGGUGUUUGGCCCGUAAACAAGUGGAGCGAAACAGAUCGGAUCCGGGUAUGUUCAUAGUAACAUACACAGCUGAGCACAACCACCCAGCACCAACCCACCGAAACUCACUGGCCGGCAGCACGCGCCAGAAACCCGUGACGCCUCAAGGCCAAACCACCACCGCCACCACCACCACCACUAGUGACUCUAACAAACCCCCUUCUUCUUCAGACAAACCCACUUUCUCUUCCUCUUCUCCAACAACUUCCUUAGAAGUUGAAGAAGAAGUUGUUCCUGAAAGUACAAAUACGGAAAGCAGAGAACUAGAACUAGAUAUGCUAGAAGAUGAAGAAGAAGAAGAUCUUGGGUUCUCAGAUGUUGGAAUUAGUGAUGAUUUCUUUGUGGGUUUAGAGGGAUUCGCCUCUGGAGAGAAUUUUUCCGAUAACUUUCCGGCGAAUUUUGGACUUCCUUGGGUUGCGAACAGCGCUGCUACCGCUGCCGGCAGUAUCUAAUUGGGUGGACAAGUCACUGUUAUUAAUGUUAAUGGUUUCUGUUAAAUAUAAAUUAUACAGUUAUUUAGGAGCUUCUUGUAGAAAAGUAGAACCUAAAACAAACAAUGGAUUGGUGUGUGUUGAGUCCAUUGGCGAGUCUUGUAGAUGAAAAGAGAAUCAGUUCUAUUUUGUUAAUGUAUACCAGUAAAGUAGCAGCGUAGCGUAGUAAUGAAAUCCUUUCAAAAAAAAAAAAAAAAAAAAAUAACGUUUAAAAGGACUGGUGGUUUAGUUAUCAAGAAUAUGCUCGUCUGUUUUAACUUUUUGUGGGCUUCUUACUGAGAAACCAGAGAAUGGUUUUCAUCUU